GCGAGCUAACCACAGCCAGCUAACAGCUAACAACUAAAACCAAGUCCUAUAUCCAAGUACCAACCUUUCAAAAGAUCCAUCAAGAUGCGUUUGGGACAGACUGUACCUAACUUCAAGGCCGAGACCACCAAGGGCCCCAUCAACUUCCACGAGUGGCAGGGCAACCAGUGGGUGGUGCUCUUCUCGCACCCCGCUGACUUCACGCCGGUGUGCACCACUGAGCUGGGAAGGAUCGCUGUCCAUCAGCCAGAGUUCGCCAAGCGGAACACCAAGUGCCUGGCGCAUUCCGUGGACGCCUUGAACUCCCACGUCGACUGGGUGAACGACAUCAAGAGCUACUGCCUGGACAUUCCCGGCGACUUCCCAUACCCGAUCAUCGCCGACCCCACCAGGGACCUGGCCGUCAGCCUGGGCAUGCUCGAUGAGGAGCAGAAGCGCGACCCUGAGGUGGGCAAGACCAUCCGUGCGCUGUUCAUCAUCAGUCCGGACCACAAGGUGCGCCUCUCCAUGUUCUACCCCAUGUCCACGGGCCGCAACGUUGAUGAGAUCCUGAGGACCAUUGACUCGCUGCAGCUGACUGAUCGCCUUAAGGUGGUGGCCACUCCAGCCAACUGGACUCCUGGAACCAAGGUCAUGAUCCUGCCCACCGUCACCGAUGAAGAGGCCCACAAACUAUUCCCCAAGGGCUUCGACAAGGUCUCCAUGCCCUCAGGUGUUAACUACGUCCGCACCACUGAGAACUAUUAGCCAUUCCAUGCUAUUUUAAUUUUUAAUUUGUACCCAUUAUAUAUUUGUGCCAUAAAAAAUGUAUCUCUAUACAAUACAUGUUUUAAAAUAAAAAUUUUUUAACCAAACCAAAUGCAUAAAACUAGCUGAGUAC
Drosophila kikkawai is the source of this 880-nucleotide messenger RNA. It is a transcript of the gene Prx6c, whose product is annotated as Peroxiredoxin 6c. The record is from RefSeq and is a predicted model, not a curated record. Gene Ontology annotation, cellular component: cytosol; mitochondrion. Gene Ontology annotation, molecular function: peroxiredoxin activity. Gene Ontology annotation, biological process: cell redox homeostasis; cellular oxidant detoxification. NCBI's taxonomy places the organism in Eukaryota, Metazoa, Arthropoda, Insecta, Diptera, Drosophilidae.